GAUGAUCUCCAUCACAAAAUUGGUAUGAAGUCUGAUUUGAGUGCCAGAAACCUAGAACUGUCCUAGAUGAAGUUUGAAGUGCAUGGGUAAAGUUGGGAGGAGAUUCAAGACUAGAUUAGCAGUAAUGCUGAUGAUCAGGAUUAACAUGCAUUGGCAGUGAAGAGAGCAUGGUGUAUGAAGAGAUGUUACAGUCCAGAAGUGGGUGCUACGAGAAAGAUAUGCUGAAUGACAAUCCUAUUAUUAUUUUUAUAACUGCUCUGCUGUGACUGCUUAUACAGAUCUGUCAAUGUGCAUGGCUUCAUACAGACAGAAGAUUUCAUAUAUGAUUUUCAAAAAUACACAAACAUUGGAUCUUAAAUCCCCUUCUCAAAAUUUUAAGUAAAUCACUCUGUGAAAGUCAGGGGGCUUUAGGUUUCUCCACUACACACUUGGUUUUGAUCAUUUUACUCCUGGUCUCUGAAUAUCAUAAAGUCUGAACUGGGAAGUGAAAAUAACAAGCAAGAUAAUAUGAGCAAGCAAAACUUUGCAGGAAAAAAGGGAAGGGAUUAAAUUAUCAAAAGAUCAUGUGAUUCAGGUUGCUUUACAGACCCAGAUCAUCAGUUCUUUCAUGCGUCAUUUGGAAAGACCAGUCUGGGCAGCAGAGAACGGGAAGCCAGCAACAGCAACUUAGCAGAUAUAGCAAACCUUGGGAAAUGUUUUUGGAGUGGAAGAGUUUGGGGGAGGAAGACUGCCCUACUUACAGAAGACAGCAUAACCAAGAAAGCCCAGAGGAAGAAAAAAGGGAAGGCAGCAACACAGUGAGAGUGAUGUUUCGUGUGAUUGCUUUGGAUAGCCAGUUCAGACCUGUUCAGGAGACAUAUCCCCGGAUCAUCAUUGAGGAUCCGGAGCAAAACCAGAUCUUCCAGUGGUUGGAGGUAGCAUCUAAGCAUGGCAUUGUCCACCUCUCCUUCCCAUUAAUCCAGGAGCCAAUUCUGGGGUCCUAUCACAUCAUUGUGGAGAAGUCGUCAGGUGAAAAGGAGUACCACUCUUUCACCGUGGAGGAAUAUGUGUUGCCAAAGUUCGAAGUGAUAACCAGUGUGCCAAAGAGGAUCUCUUUCUUCGAUGAAGAAUUGAGGGUGAACGUUUGUGCCUUGUACACUUAUGGCCAGCCUGUGCAAGGGAAUGUCCAGAUCAGUGUGUGUCAGCGGCACUUUUAUAGUGCACGAUGUGAGCAAAACCAGAAAGAAAUCUGUAAGACUGUCACUUCACUGUUGGGCAGAGAUGGCUGCCUCAGCAGUGUCAUCUCCACCGAAACCUUCCAUCUCUACCGCAGCUAUGCCAGCAUGUUUGCUGGCCUCAGCGUAGAAACUACUGUCACUGAAAAUGGGACAGGUAUUCACAUGAAAGAUUCUGACUAUGUCCCAGUUGUCCAAGAAAAUGACAGAGUGAUGUUCAAGAACAUGGAUCGCUACUACAAGAGGGGAAUUCCUUACUUUGGUCAGGUCACUGUGACAAACGUGGAUGGCAUGCCCAUUGCCAAUAGGAUUGUGCUGCUGGAGCUCAAUGAUGAAUAUAUUGCAAACUAUACCACAGACAAGAACGGCACUGCUGCCUUUUCCAUCGACACCUCCAACUUCUUUGAUCCCAGUUUUAAGCUGAGAGCCAGGCAGACACCAGAUGGCUGUGUAGACUUUCUUGUGUGGACAAACCAUGAUGAGCCCCACGCCUUAUUCUCUGUCCGGCGUUUCUACUCACGGACUAACAGCUUUGUGAGGAUUGAGCCAGUGCAGGAGAAGCUAAGCUGUGGCCAGCAGAGAAUGAUCAAUGUUCUCUAUGUCCUGAAUGAAGAGGGGUAUGGGAACGCCAUGCGCACAAACUUCUAUUAUGUGGUGAUGACAAAAGGAAAAAUUGUUCUCAGUGGGCAGCAGCAAGUCACCAUUUCUGGUGCUCCCAGAGGCACAUUCUCCAUCCCACUGACUGUCACUGAGAAGCUUGCCCCCAGUGCCAGACUGCUGCUCUACACAGUGCAUCCUCAUGGGGAGAUAGUGGCUGACAGCUCUUGGAUACGCAGCGAUAUAUGCUUCAAGAACAAGCUCCAACUCCAGUUCUCUGAGAAGGAGGGUCUCCCAGGCUCUAAUGUCAGCCUCCAUCUUGAAGCUGCUGCCAACUCCUACUGUGCCCUGAGAGCUGUAGAUAAGAACAUCCUUCUCCUUCAGCCUGAACGAGAGUUCUCUCCUGAGACUGUGUACUACCACCUUCCUGUGAGUGAUUUCUAUGGCUACUACUACAAUGGGCUCAACCUGGAAGAUGGCAAACCAGAGCAGUGUACGCCAAUCAAAACAACCUUUUUUGAUGGCUUGUAUUAUGAACCUGUGAAUGUCAGCCAUGAUGGUGAUGUCUACAGGAUUUUCAGGGAUAUGGGCCUAAAAGUUUUCACCAACACUGUGUUACGGAAACCAGUUCUGUGCCAAGCAGACAAAUCAGAUCUGGAAGAUGACCGUGUCUAUGCUGAUGAUAUGUCUAAGCUUGGUGAUGGCGGUGGUGGUGGCUAUGGCACAGAUGAGGGAAGAAUUACUAGUGGUGGCCCUGUUAACAGUGUUCGGAAAUUUUUCCCUGAGACCUGGAUUUGGGAUCUGGUUCACACUGAUUCCAAUGGAGAGGCCAAUGCCUUUUUCACCAUUCCUGACACUAUCACAGAAUGGAAAGCCAGUGCUUUCUGCUUGCAGGAUGACGCUGGGUUUGGCAUGUCUUCAACUGUUUCGCUGACAGCAUUCCAACCAUUCUUUGUUGAUCUCACCUUGCCCUACUCUAUAAUUCGAGGGGAAAAGUUUGAUUUAAUAGCCAAUGUCUUCAACUACCUUGACAAAUGCAUCCAGAUCAUUGCUAUACUGGCAGAGUCAAGUGACUACAAGACAGAAGUCCUUUCACCAGUGGAAAACACAGCAAGGGUGUGUGCUAAUGAAAGAAAAACCUAUAUCUGGGCUGUUAGCCCCCACAGACUUGGUGAGGUGAAAUUCACAAUUACUGUUGAGGCGAAACUGAAUGCCAGAGCUGCUGGAAACAGCACAUUCCCAGAAGAGGAAACAAUUCACAGUGACACCCUGAUUCAAAGCCUACUAGUUGAGCCUGAAGGUAUUAAAAAAGAAUUGACUCGGAGCUCCCUCAUCUGUACAAAAGGUAAAAUAUUUUCUGAACCAGUGGCUCUCAAGCUGCCAGCAAAUGUGGUGCAGGGAUCAGCCAGAGCUUAUUUUUCCGUUAUCGGGGACAUUUUGGGCACAGCCCUGAGGAACAUGGAGAACCUGCUCCAUAUGCCAUAUGGCUGUGGAGAACAGAACAUGGCCUUGUUCACACCCAACAUCUAUGCCCUGGAUUAUCUAAAUAAAACUGGGCAGCUAACUGAAGAGAUUAGAGCCAAAGGUACUGGAUAUUUGUCCAGAGGGUACCAAAAACAGCUAUCCUACAAACACCAAGAUGGAUCCUACAGCUCGUUUGGGAAAAGAGAUAGGGAAGGGAGCAUAUGGCUCACUGCCUUUGUAUACAAGUCAUUUGCACAAGCCAAACGCUACAUCUACAUUGACAACACCAUCCAGUCUCAAACCUUGAUCUGGCUGGCAAGCAAGCAGAAGUCUGGUGGCUGCUUUGAAAGUGCUGGGUCCCAUUUCAACAAUGCUUUCAAGGGUGGUAAAGAAGGUGAAUACUCACUAACAGCCUAUGUUGUGGCAGCCUUGCUGGAGGCUGGACACCCUGUUGUGCAUCCUGUGGUUCAGAAUGGCAUGAACUGUUUGGAGACUGCAUUUAACAAAAGGGUACACAACAUUUAUACCCAGGCCCUUCUUGCCUAUGCUUAUGGCUUAGCCGACAAAGAGAAAAGACAGAAAUUCUUUCUUGAGAAGCUCGACAAAACAGCUACCAGAGUUGGUGGUUCAGUUCACUGGGAGAGAGAAAACAAGCCACCAGCAGAACAUUUCCCUGUCUUCUAUUCCCGUGCUCCUUCUGCUGAGAUUGAAAUGACCAGCUAUGUGCUGCUGGCUCUGCUCAACAAAACCAAACUCACUCCAGAAGAGUUAUCAUACGCUUACAGCAUCGUGCACUGGCUUGUCAAACAACAGAAUCCCUAUGGUGGUUUUUCCUCCAGCCAGGAUACUGUUGUUGCUCUGCAAGCUUUGGCUCAGUAUGGGUACCUCACCUUCUCUAAGAAAAGUCUUAACACAAUUAAAGCCAGCUUCAUGCAGCUCCCAAGUAAGGUUUUCCAGGUGAAUGACAAGAAUCGCUUCUUACUGCAACAGGCUUCCUUGCCCACUAUCCCAGGGCAUUACAGUGUGGAAGUGAAUGGCACUGGCUGUGUCUAUCUGCAGACAACUCUGAGAUACAACGUCCAUCUACCCAAAAAGGUUGCAGGAUUUUCUCUCUCUGUACAGCCAGCCAAUGUAUCCUGCACGAGCAACUUCCCACCAAAGUUUGACCUUGUCCUCUCCGCCAGCUACACAGGAAAUCGCAAUGUCUCCAACAUGGCCAUUAUUGAUGUGAAGAUGCUCUCAGGUUUUGUUCCCAUCAGAUCUUCCCUGAAAAAGUUUCAAUACCAUGAUUCUAUUGUGGAUCAAGUAGACAUCAGGAACGACCACAUCCUCUUCUACCUGCAGAAGGCCUUCCAGAAGGAAAUCAAUUUCUCCUUCAGUGUGGAGCAAAGCCUGCCUGUGUCAGAUAUCAGAGCAGCCUCUGUACAUAUUUAUGACUACUAUGAAACAGAUGAAUAUGCCCUUGCAGAAUACAAAACACCCUGCUCCCAGUCUUCCAACUGAUAUCAGAUACAUGUCAGAAGAGGUGAUAGAUCAGAAGGUAACAGGCAAGCAUUAGUGAGAGAACAAGAGGCCAAGAGAAAUGAUUGCUCCUUGGGAGGGCAAUGAAAAGCAUAUAGAAUAAUGAAGAAGAAUAAGUAAAUCCCAAAUUGCUGUAGAUUAGAAUGACCCAUUCCGGCCCACACUUCAAAAGAACUUGGGGUCAGUGUGGAUCAGAAAUUUCAAAUUAAGUACUUUUCCUAAUGAGGGAGAUAUUGUGCAAUUCCUAUCCAUAACCACCUAUCUUUUUGGAAACUCGUGACAUAUAUUUCAGUGGGAGAUUUUUGUAGGAGUAAAUUAUUGGAAUUAGUAAUUCUGGCAACACAUUUGUCUUAAGAAAUCUAAGAUUAGAGAAAGAUUACAGAAAAAUCUGUUGCUGCUGCUGUUUCUUCAGUGGAUUUAAAUUUUGGGGGUGUCUUUUCAUUUAUCCUGAUGGGAGAGUUCAAGGACGUGACUUCAAUACUCCCCCUUUUCAGUGAUUGAGCUUGGAGAGCACUGUUUAAAGAUGUGACUUCUAGUCAUAGGAAGACAACUUUUAUGUAAUUUUAGGAAGACAACUUUUACAUAAUUUUGGCCUCUCUUUACAAAGACAGCUUCUCUUCAGAACAGCGUCUCAUAUUUUGCUAUUCUUUGGAAUUAAAUCCUCUGAUUGUUAAA
Molecule: messenger RNA, 5471 nt
Organism: Dromaius novaehollandiae (emu)
Lineage: Eukaryota; Metazoa; Chordata; Aves; Casuariiformes; Dromaiidae
Product: ovostatin-like
Exons: 33
Coding region: 693-4778 (1361 amino acids)
Cellular component (GO): extracellular region
Molecular function (GO): endopeptidase inhibitor activity
Source: RefSeq, a predicted model, not a curated record